Cryptotermes secundus is the source of this 1862-nucleotide messenger RNA. RefSeq names its product serine/threonine-protein kinase RIO2 (gene RIOK2). The record is from RefSeq and is a predicted model, not a curated record. Gene Ontology annotation, cellular component: preribosome, small subunit precursor; nucleus; cytosol. Gene Ontology annotation, biological process: protein phosphorylation; maturation of SSU-rRNA. Lineage: Eukaryota; Metazoa; Arthropoda; Insecta; Blattodea; Kalotermitidae. Gene Ontology annotation, molecular function: ATP binding; protein serine/threonine kinase activity. Bases 221 to 1735 code for a protein of 504 amino acids. The transcript is spliced from 7 exons.
CGUCAUGACCGGUCACUACAGCAUUACAGCCAUUACAGCUGCCAACAGCUGCCAUCGCUGCCGUUUUCAUUGGAUCGAUAUCAGUGAAGAAAUGUGCGAUCUGUGAGGUUGUGAGUUGUAUGAGGUGUAUUUAGGCCGGUGGUAUGCGGUACUGAAGUUCCCGAGUUGUUUAGUUUUCAUCGACGUCUAAUUUAGUAAUUGUACAGAAAGCGCUGUAAAUAUGGGGAAAUUGAAUGUUACAAUUUUGCGUUAUUUAACCAAGGAGGAUUUCAGAGUUUUGACAGCAAUUGAAAUGGGCAUGAAAAACCAUGAACUUGUGCCAGGAUCUCUUGCCGCAUCUAUAGCAAACCUUCAACAUGGUGGUGUUCAUAAACUCCUAAAAGAAUUAUGUAAGCAUAGACUCCUCUCAUACGAACGUGGGAAACAUUAUGAUGGUUACAGAUUAACUAAUGCUGGUUAUGACUAUUUGGCACUGAAGACUUUGACAUCAAGAAAUGUUGUAACUUCAUUUGGCAACCAAAUUGGUGUUGGAAAGGAGUCUAAUAUUUAUAUUGUCGCCAAUGAAGAAGGCCAACCCCUUUGCUUAAAACUGCACAGGCUUGGUCGUACAUGUUUUCGUAAUUUGAAAGAGAAACGUGACUAUCAUCAGCACCGGCAUGCUGUCUCUUGGUUGUACCUGUCUCGUAUCUCAGCAACCAAGGAAUUUGCAUACAUGAAAGCUUUGCAUGACCAUGGCUUUCCUGUUCCUAAACCUCUUGAUUUCAACAGACACUGUGUCAUCAUGGAACUUGUAGAAGGAAGACCUCUUUGUCAGAUGUAUGAAGUUGCAGAUGUAGAGUCACUCUAUGAUGAAUUAAUGGAUUUGAUUGUGAGACUUGGAAAUCAUGGUGUGAUCCAUGGAGAUUUUAAUGAAUUCAACCUUAUGAUAACAAAUGAAGGCAACCCAGUUGUUAUAGAUUUUCCACAAAUGAUGUCUACUUCACAUCCUAAUGCUGAGAUGUUUUUUGAUAGAGAUGUGAAUUGCAUUCGUAAUUUCUUCAAGAGGCGAUUUGGGUAUGAAAGCAGCUUACAUCCAACAUUUAGUGAUGUGAUGAGGGAAGAUAAUUUGGAUGUGGAAGUAUCGGCCAGUGGCAUCACAUGCCAGAUGGAAAGAGAUCUGAAUAUUGAAAUGGGAAUCGAAAAAGAUGAUGACGAUAGUGGAAGUGAGGAAGUGGAGAAGGAAUUAGAAACAGUAACUAAAGGUUCAGAAGUUGAAUAUUUAAGAAAGAAAGUAGAAGAUAUGUUAACUAAUGAAUUUCACUCUGAAGAUCAGAACAAAUGUUGUGAAGAACCUAGUAUUAAUAUUAAUUCAGAAUCUGGCGCAGACAGGUGGAAUCUGGAUGUGGUUGCAACAAAGGGUGAUUCUAUUAACAGUGAGAUGUUGCAGGCUGAAGAAACUGUGAAGGUGGAAAGAAAUUCUCAUUGCUUGGCUGGUGAAUUAAAUUGUGUAGAAGAAUGUACACAUGGAAGGGUUCGAUUGUAUAGCAAUACAUGUAGCAUACGCAGCACCUCCACAGCAGCCACCAUAGCUCCGGAAGAGAUUCGUAGCCGGGUGAAAAAGUCUUUAGUGCGACGUGAGAAAUCUGCCCAGAAAAAGAGAAUUACAGUGAAGGGAGAAGCCAGCGCAGUAACACGAUCACGAAGGGAGAAUAUGGAUACCAUCAAACAGUGUGAUGGCAUCUGGACUUGGGAGUAAGAAGAACGUAUGAAAAUUAUGUACAUGUACCUAUAAUACAAGGUGGUUCGAAUAUGACCGGGACUGUUUUUUUUUUUAAACCAAAAUUGCCAAACACUUACUUGCACAUGUCAGUCUUCAAUGUACU